Messenger RNA from Cyprinus carpio (common carp), 2860 nucleotides. RefSeq names its product proteinase-activated receptor 4-like. NCBI's taxonomy places the organism in Eukaryota, Metazoa, Chordata, Actinopteri, Cypriniformes, Cyprinidae. The record is from RefSeq and is a predicted model, not a curated record. Gene Ontology annotation, cellular component: membrane. Gene Ontology annotation, molecular function: thrombin-activated receptor activity. Gene Ontology annotation, biological process: blood coagulation; positive regulation of Rho protein signal transduction; phospholipase C-activating G protein-coupled receptor signaling pathway.
AAUCACCCAAGAUAAGAAAACUAUUAUAACGACCAUCUGUUUAAUAUGCCAAGAGACAAACGCUAAGCGGAAUAAUAGAGGAUAAACGGUAAAGAAGCGCAGUCUUCAACAACCUGAAAAACCUUUGAAUAGCACACAGCAAGGAAAUAAUCUAGACAGGGAGAGAUUUCACCUUCAAAACUUUUAAAAAUAGUCUACUUUUAUUUAAAGAGACUGAAGUUUCAGCGCCAUGACAUUUUUUGUAUUUACUCCAGUGCAUUUUUUCUGUCUCCUCAUUUUUCUUCACGUUUCAUCAACUUCAGAAGUGAACAGCUCAAACAACAAGUCAAUCAGAAAAAUUGAUCGGACCUUUCCUCUGAUUAACGAUUCUAUUCCAGACAAGUAUAAGGAGCAGAUGCAGAGCUACAGCUUUACACUAGUGGUUCCUCUUCUCUACUUCCUCGCCUUUUUCAUUGGGCUUCCCACAAACUUGUUGGCCCUCUGGGUGCUGCUCUUGCAAACUAAGAAGCUCCCAUCCACCAUUCUGCUGAUCAACCUCACCAUCUACGAUCUUCUGCUACUGCUGGUGCUCCCCUUCCGUAUCGUCUACCACUUCAUGGGCAACAACUGGACAUUUGGAGAACCAUUCUGUCGUGUUGUAAUUGGGCUCUUCUAUGGAAACAUGUACGGCUCAGUGGUUUGUUUGGCACUGAUCGCAAUGGAUCGCUAUGUAGCUCUUGUUCACCCUUUUGGUGCCAAAAUGCUUAGAAGUAACAAGAAUUCUGUCUAUAUGAGUGUUUUGGUUUGGAUAGUGGUUUUAGCUGCUGUUGUGCCCUUCUUAGCCACACAACAAUCCUAUAAGAUUACCAACUCUCCUAUAACAACUUGCCAUGAUGUACUACCAAUAGAACAGCAUAAAAAAUACUUAUUGCCAUACUUUACUACUCUCUUCUUCCUUUGUUUCCUGCUUCCACUGCUGGUUAUGCUGUUCUGCUACUCUGCAGUGUUACGUACCCUUAUGGCUGAAGGGCAACGUUUUGCUUAUGCAAUUAGAGUGACUGUACUGAUGUUAAUUGUUUUUGUGAUUUGCUUAUUGCCUAAUAACAUUCUCUUGCUUUUGCAUUACUCGAAAUCAGACUUUGACCUUUAUGUUCCAUACCAGAUCACUUUGUCUUUCAGCACCUUCAACAGCUGCUUCGAUCCUUUCAUCUUUUAUUAUGUGUCUAAGGAUUUCCGAAAGAAGUUAUGGGAGACCCUCAGAUGCUCUUGGUCUGAUUCAGAAUCCUCCUCAGAAUCUAGGACAAAGAUGACCUUACUAUCAUAGAUAAGCAGGACUGAAGGAACAGCUUGAUCAUGAGGUUAACAUGACAGGCACACAAAUCAUAAGAUAUCUUGUUAUAUAACUCAAACAUUCUAGGGAAUAUUGAAUGAUUACCAUAUAGAGCUGUCUGUCCACCCAUCUGUCAGUCUGCCUAUCCGUGUAUAUAACCUAAAAUUAGUUUAGUUUGCACAGGGAAAACUGGCAUGAGGAGAUAUUAAGGGGGUCAUAUGAUGCCACAUCAAAUCCACAUCCAUGUUUCUUAUGUCAAGAUCUGAUGAUUGCUUUGUGCUGUUAAUUCCUCACAUUAACUAUGUGCAUGACAACCAAAAAUUUGAAUAUAUAUUUGAACAGUUUAUUGUUUUAUAAUGUAAAAUUUAGUUUUGUAAAAUGAUUUGCUUGAAAAGUAUUCCUCUUUCCCAUUGCCUGUCAAAAUCAAAAUUAAAUGGAAUGAUGUCACAAUAUUUCAUGAUUAUGUAGCGUAAUUGACUUGUCACAGUCAUAUCUGAAAAUGCUCAUUCUAUAUACAUUAAACAAACAGAAACACCUUAAUAUGACUUGAUAUGAGAACUGAAAAACUAAAUCCCACAUUAUAAAUAUUUGAUUACAGUAUUUCAUAUACCUGUGUAUGACAUACCAGUCUAUGUGCAUGAUGAUCUAAAACAUAUUAUUUUUUAUUGAUUUGUUAUUAAAUUUUUAUUUUAUUUUUCUGUGUGAUGUAUAUAUAUAUUUGUUACUAACUUUGGAUAUCAGUAGUCUUUUCAAGUGAGUGGUAUGUCAAUGGGAUUCAUUUUUGCCCCAAAGAAUGUUUUUUUUAAUGUAUGUAUUUAUGUAUUAUGUAUAAGCAUUUUUAUGUAUUUAAUAGUGAUGUUAAUCCCUUCCUUCUUCAUAAAAUGGUAUAGAUAUGAUAUAUUAUGUAUCAUUAUGGGUGAUCAAUACUGCUUGUGAAAUUGUGGCAAUUUCCACAAAGUUAUGUGGAAAAUUUGGAAUUUACUUUGAAAGUGAUUCUGUUACAUGUACACUUUCUUGACAUGUGGUGAGAAAAAUGUAUGUAUAUAAUAACUUUAUUUACAAAGGAUAAAAAUUGUAACACUCUUUUGCUUGCCACUAGUUUUCUUUGAAAAAUGGAUUUACCAAGAGUCAGUUUUAAAGAAAAGAAAAAUAUAGAGAAUUUGAAAAAGUGGAUAUUAGCCUGAUUGGACUGAAGAUGUGUUUAUGACAGAUUUCUAUAAAACAUGCAGAUUUGCUUAAAAAGAAGAUGAUUAAAUUUCCACAAAAUGAAUAAUACUCUUUUACUUUAACUGCAACGUACUUGUCACAGUCAUGGCCUCCUAUUCUCCUGUUUCUUUUGAGUUUUCCUUAUUUGGUCAUUUUCCUUUUCUUAUUUAGUUAACUGAUUACUCCCCACCUGUUUCUAUUCUUCUGAUUACUUCCUUUGUGUUUAAAAACCCGGUCUGUUUAGUUCAGUUUGUCGGUCCUUAAAGUAUCAAUGUGUUAAGUCAAAUUAAGUUAUGUAUGUGUUUGUGCUUUGCCCUUAUUAUCAUUAAAACCUACCUUUUUGGA